AUGUUCGGUUUCCCCCGUGCAUUUACUGUGCUAGGCUCCCUCGUCGCGCUGGUUUCGCGAGCGCGGGCAGACUAUUACAUCGACGACACCAACUCGACGCUCCAGUACAACUCGAAUCCCACCGCUGCCUGGGGCGCGUUUAGUGCCGGCGAAACUCUCCAGCUGCUCCUCCCCAAUGGCACCUACCAGAACAUCAACGCUUAUUUAGCGCUUGACUUAUCGAUGGUGGCGUCCUUCAGCCGAUACGCGGCAUGCCACACCUCCGACAACUGCGUCCUGAACAUCCCUUUCACCGGUUCCGGCAUCGAUAUUCAGGUCCUGCAGCAGGGCCAGGCCGGGAUCAACGCAACAGCCGCGAUCGACAGCGGUAGCUCGGUCAACAAGGCGCUCGUCGCUGCCUCUGCACCGGCGUUCACGAACGCGAACGUGACCAUGUUCAGCUUCCAGGGCCUGACGACCGGGUCGCACACGCUCACGCUGACGGUGCUGGACAUGCAGGGCUCGAUCAGCGGAAUGAUGUUUGAUUACGCGUAUGUGAACGAGACGCUGGUCGCGAAGGAUAGUACGAGCACGUCGGCGUCGUCGUCGCCUACGGCUACUGGAGGAGGUUCGGCGGGCUCAAAGAAGUCCAACGCUGGUCCCAUCGUGGCUGGCGUAAUUGGUGGGCUGGCAGCAAUUGGCGCGGUUGUCUUCGCCUUGUUCUACCUGCGCCGUCGCCGAAGAAGCCAACCGCCAUACCAUUACGACGGAAUCGACGCGCCCAACCCUGCUCAAGCGCAUUACGAUCCCGGUCCUCCCAACAUGCGCGCGCAGGCCGCUGGCGGACAUCUGCCUUCGACUAUCCAGCGUAGCAACGUGGCGUCGAACCCCAUGGCGUCUGCUGCUGCGGUCGCAAUGGCGACGGUCGCAGCUCACCCUAUGCUCCCCGAACCAUCUUCGCCCACUCCCUCAACGCAAAAUUACUCUCAGUACGCGCAGGCUGCGCCACAGUCCACCCCAAACGUGGCUAACAGCGGCAGCAUACGCUCCGACGGGCGCUACGGUGGAACAAGCGCCCACACCCCGUCCGACAUCCAGCCUACAGUCCGCUCCGGCCCCUUCUCCGACGCGCAUUCCACCAGCGACGCUCUGUCCACAUCCUCGCCUAGCCAGGCAGGCUCAUCAGUAGCGUUCCCCCUCGACCGCAAACACCCCCGCGGGCCACUGCCCGAGGUGAUUCAGCCCGCCGCUGCCGCUGCCGAAUCGUCGCACGACGCGUCUCAGCAGCGUAUGGACACCAUGGCGCAGAGCCUCACCGACGAGCAGGCCGACUUCAUCCACAGCUUGUACCAGCAGAACGUCCCCGCGCCCGCCAUCGCACGUCUGAUGGAGCGCAUGGUGGCGAACCCCAACGCGCGGGUGAGCGACUGGGUGCACGAGACGGGGCUGGCGAGGUCCGGGACGGUGCAUUCGCAGGCGCCGCCGAGUUACGAGUAUCAGGUAUCGUCGUGAGGACUAUAUACAGUGUAGAUGUUUCAAAUGUUUCUCUCUUUCUGUCUGUCACUUACGUUUUUUGUCGUUUUCUGGUUUCCGUGUUUACAUCACCACGUUUUGUACGGCAUCGCAUAUUCCCUUCCUCGCUCUGGCACCUCACACUGUCCUUCCUCAUCUGACUCAUAAACAUAAUGGCAUUCAUGUAUUUAUCAUUCACAGUUCACAUAAACUGUUACACGGAUGAUUACCCC
Messenger RNA from Coniophora puteana RWD-64-598 SS2, 1724 nucleotides. RefSeq lists its product as uncharacterized. The record is from RefSeq and is a predicted model, not a curated record. The coding region runs from base 1 to 1491 and encodes 496 amino acids. Lineage: Eukaryota; Fungi; Basidiomycota; Agaricomycetes; Boletales; Coniophoraceae. The transcript is spliced from 5 exons.